GGCCACACUUGGAAAUGCGGCACCGCUGACAUUGAAAAGGCGAGAAUUAAGCGAUAAUUGAUUGCAGUUUGAAAUAGGAGCGAGAGAGUGCAUGGGUAAAAAUCAAUACAGGGAGCACGCCGAUGGAGCAGCGCGCCAACUUUCUGGCUCUGACCCUCCUGGACGCCCUGGAGGACGAGAACGAGGCUGAUAUAAUGUCGAUGCUGGAGAGGAACAGCAUAAAUGCUGGCAUCGUGCCCUGCGAUCGAGGACUGGCUCCCUUGCACUACGUGUGCGGCAUGCGAAACGGGGGACUGGCCCAGCGAAUCCUGGAGCGGUUUCUCGAGUGCCCCGACCUCGACGUGAAUGCCUUGUGCGACGGCCAGACCACGGCGCUGCACAUCGCUAGCAUUUAUGGGCGGACGGAACUGGUUAGGAUGCUGCUGGAGCGCGGAGCUUGCGCGGACCUGGCUGAUGAGGAUAAUAAGCUGCCAGUUCACUACGCCAUUGAAGAGUGCCACUUUGAGGUGCUGCAGCUGCUCCGGGAUCACAUCUUCCGCGAGAGGCAGAUCCAGAAAAAGCAGCAACAGCGAGUCCAGGUGGUUGACGCUCUAACCCCCAAUCAGCCUAGGUACAAUCACGAUGUAACUUCCCCGUACUAUAUUAAUAUCACUCACAGGCGGCAUCGACCGCAGCCGAAGUUUCCGGAGCCAACGGAGGUGGAGUGCGCCGACAUUCCACCCCUGCCCGAUGAGGAGUCUGUGAACCUGUUUGCCCUCACUGAAGCUCACCUUACCCAACUCAUCCAGAGCCAACGGCAGAACCAGCCGGAAGAUCCUUGUCAGCCAAAGCGGCGAACUCUUAUUGAAAGCUGGCGUGAGAAGGUGGAACGCUCGCGCGCCCGCCAGUCCCUGUUCCAUCAGUACGAUGAGCAUGUGGAAGCGAUGGUGGAUGAUGCUAUUAGUCAGGAGGACUUCAACUAUAAGGAGCACCUGCAGAAAAAGCUCAGAGACGAGGACAAUUCGAAGAAUCUGACAGAGGAUGCACCCAACUCGGGUCGUCAGGUGUUCGAGAUGCUAGUGGAGCAAGUCUCUCAGGCUGUCGUCGUGGAGCCGGAACCGGAGCACAGUUUCUUUACAGCUCAGGGCGACGAGGUGGACGUGGCGGAGAGCUCAGCACGCCAGGAUGAGUACUUUCUGCAAAUCAAGGAGGCCUACGUUCACACCGACGACGAGAAUGGGUUAGUUUUCUACGAAGCGAGAUACCUACAAAACAGGGACAGGCGGGAGCCAGUCGAGCAAACUCCCAAAGAGAGGAAGCACGAUUUGGAAAGCUCCGUGAGCACUAAUUAUACCCUGCCACUUGACUACGAAACGGACGCCCUGCGCCGGGAGUUGACACAGCUAGGGGCUCCGGUGGGUCCCAUUACCAAAACAACUAAGCGGCUGUACAUCAAGCAGCUAAUCAAAUACAAGCGCAAUACGGAGGCGCUGCUGGCCGCCCAAAAACACGCCCAGGAUGCGCAGAUCCGAUACUCGGUAGAGCUUCAUCGCACGCUGCGGUCGCCAGAGGACUUUGCGAGGAUCAAUGAUUACUUGCCGCAUGAAGCAACCUCUGCAGCGCAUUUCGCACAGUGUGGGGUGACAAAAAAGAACAUGCGAGAGGGGCACCUUAAACAGAGCUUCAUCUACAUGUUGAUUGAUCCACGCAUUUCUCGGAAUCUGCCUGGGGAGAGCGCUUUUCUCGAAAAGUUCGGGGUUUGGCAGCGUUUUCUGGACUCCAUUUUUUACAUAGGCAAGGGUAAAUGUUCGCGACCGUACGCUCACCUUUACGAUGCCAUGCGGCAGCACACACGCCUUCACCAGAAGCGCGAAAAAGAUAAGACAAAUAGGGAACGCGGCGGCGGAUUCCGCACCCUACAGCCAGAUGUUUUCCGCUCCCCUCCACCGGGAGAUGGAAAGAUGGGAAGCCGUAAGCUGGAGCGCAUCCUGGACAUUUGGCAACAUGGCAGUGGAGUCGUAUGUCUUCAUGUCUUUCACAACAUCUUGCCAAUUGAUGCAUACACACGCGAAGCUUCCAUUAUAGACGCUCUGGGCUUGAAUCACCUUACCAAUAUAAAGCGCGGCGACUACUAUGGGCCGGCUCAGUCUUGGACCAUGAAACAGAAAAAGCAACUGGGAAUAGCGCUGCUUUUCAAGGCCAUGCACAUCUAUCUGGCGGAGGGAGAAUCACAGUUGUCGCCAAGCGACCUCCUCUGAGAACGGGAAUAAAAUGUGGAAAAAAUAUUUACCAUUAUUACAAAGUGGAACGGCGCAUCUCGAAUAUGUUCAAAGAUUGAUCUCAAGAUUAAUUUUAUUUAGAAAAUGGGCAGAAUAAAAAAAUUGGGAAAUAAGUAAGGCUAUUGAAUUCAAGGCAACAGUUUACAAAUUUAAUUCUAGCUGGACCAUUAGCGGUAGCAUUUUAAAUGAUGAGAUGAUUUACAAAAUAUUAUUAUAUUAAUUUUUAGUCAAAUAGUUAUGCAAUUUGGACAGAUUAAUUUCAAAUAAUAAAAUACGUCCAUUC
Molecule: messenger RNA, 2541 nt
Organism: Drosophila melanogaster (fruit fly)
Lineage: Eukaryota; Metazoa; Arthropoda; Insecta; Diptera; Drosophilidae
Exons: 1
Coding region: 123-2237 (704 amino acids)
Molecular function (GO): endonuclease activity
Source: RefSeq, marked reviewed